Messenger RNA from Lucilia cuprina (Australian sheep blowfly), 442 nucleotides. RefSeq names its product histone H4. Gene Ontology annotation, biological process: nucleosome assembly. NCBI's taxonomy places the organism in Eukaryota, Metazoa, Arthropoda, Insecta, Diptera, Calliphoridae. The coding region runs from base 55 to 366 and encodes 103 amino acids. The transcript has a single exon. Gene Ontology annotation, molecular function: structural constituent of chromatin; DNA binding; protein heterodimerization activity. Gene Ontology annotation, cellular component: nucleosome. The record is from RefSeq and is a predicted model, not a curated record.
AUUAGUUCUUGUGAAUCUUUUGUGAAGUGUGUUUAAAAGAAAAAGUGAUUAAAAAUGACUGGUCGUGGUAAAGGUGGUAAAGGCUUGGGAAAAGGUGGCGCUAAACGUCAUCGUAAAGUGUUGCGUGAUAACAUCCAAGGUAUUACCAAGCCAGCUAUUAGACGUUUGGCUCGUCGUGGUGGUGUAAAACGUAUUUCUGGUUUGAUUUACGAAGAAACCCGUGGUGUCUUGAAGGUGUUUUUGGAAAAUGUCAUCCGUGAUGCCGUCACCUAUACUGAACAUGCCAAGAGGAAAACCGUCACCGCUAUGGAUGUUGUCUAUGCUUUGAAGAGACAAGGUCGCACUUUGUACGGUUUCGGCGGUUAAAUGAUAGUAUAUUGAAAAUGUAUAAUAUUAGUCAACAACAUCGGCAAACAACAAAACAAACAAUCGGUCCUUUUCA